AUGGCUGAGGCGUCUUGCUCGGGGCCGUCCCCAUUCAAGUCCCUCGUGGACCAUCACCAGCGCAACACAUCGCACCACCAGGACCGCUUCGUCAGCAACACGCCAGCAGGAAAAUCUUUUCGUUCUCAGCAGGCGCAAGGUCCAUCGAGUCAAAAUGACUUUGCAGCAUUCAUGGAUGGUGCCUCGCAACUGUCAGGGCCAUCACCUCAUCACGCCGCCGCCCGGUUAGCGAACCAUGCCGCCGCCCUGGAACCUCAUCAGCACCAUCAUCAACCUCACUUUCAACAGCCGCAGCAACCAGCGGCUGGCAUGGGAAGCUGGGCAGCCGACUUUGCGCGCUUUGCUCAACAACCCCAGUCAGAACAACCUCAUCAACCUCAUCAACACCAUCCUCAGCAGCAGCAGCAGCAGCACAUGCCGCAACAACCUAUGUUCCAUACCCAACGCAUGGCCGGCGCCUUUGGCUUCCAGAACCAACAGUCCCCCCUGUAUGGACCGACAAACUCGGGCUUCCUCGACCCCCAGGCCGCGCACGCCCAGCGUCCUGCCGCCGAGACCGACUUUGACACGGAAAUGUCAAAGUGGAUGUCGCAGCACGGCAGCACCGCCCAGAACGCCAAGGCGAUGGAGGACGUGGACGCCGUCAUGGAGCAGAUGGCCCGCGCCCUCGAGGUCACGGAGAACGCCGUCCAGGAGCAGGACGAGCUGGCGGCGCAGUCGCAGGGUCCGCAACUGACGGAUCUGCGCCGUGAGGAGAUUGGCCAUUUGCAGAGCAGCACGCCUCCAUUUAAGGAGGAGAAAACGGCGGCCGAGGUGGCCAAGGGGCGAUCAGAGGUCUCCGAGGCCGCGGAGAGGUUAUUGGACAGCGUGCGGCAUGAGGACGGGGAUAAGUGGAAGAACUCAAUGUUCUUGUCACUCAUGCGCGACUUUCGGGACGGGAAGAAGGAUAUUGUGGGGGACGAGAUUCGCGAGACGGAGGAGGCGGAGGUCGUGGUGUCGAGGACAUCCUGA
Molecule: messenger RNA, 1011 nt
Organism: Emericellopsis cladophorae
Lineage: Eukaryota; Fungi; Ascomycota; Sordariomycetes; Hypocreales; Bionectriaceae
Exons: 1
Coding region: 1-1011 (336 amino acids)
Source: RefSeq, a predicted model, not a curated record